Eruca vesicaria subsp. sativa (arugula) is the source of this 1243-nucleotide messenger RNA. The record is from the annotation of a GenBank genome assembly. NCBI's taxonomy places the organism in Eukaryota, Viridiplantae, Streptophyta, Magnoliopsida, Brassicales, Brassicaceae.
AUGGAUCGAAGAGACGCAAUGGGUUCUUAUUACAUCCAAAGAGGCAUGCCUGGUUCUACUCCUCCUCCUCCUCCACAGACACAACAACAACAGCCCUUUCAUGGAUCACAAGGGUUUCACCAUUUCUCAAACCCCAACUCUCCUUUCCUCUCAACCCCAAACCUAAACCAAGUAGGCGGCGGCGGCGGCGGCGGCGGCUCUACUCCCUUCGUGUCUCCUCCUUUACAAGUUGAGUCUUCUCCUGCUGACUCUUCUGCGGUUGCUCCUCCUCAGUCUGGUGAGAAGAGGAAGAGAGGACGGCCUAGGAAAUACGGACAAGACAGUCCUGUUUCCUUGGCAUUGUCUCCUUCAGCCUCCACUUCCCCGAAUUCUAACAAACGUGGCCGUGGUAGACCUCCUGGUUCAGGCAAGAAGCAAAGACUUGCUUCCACUGGUGAAUUAAUGUCUUCAUCGUCUGGGAUGAGCUUCACACCGCAUGUAAUUGCAGUUUCCGUUGGUGAAGACAUUGCAUCAAAGGUUAUGGCUUUUACGCAGCAAGGUCCAAGAGCAACUUGUGUGUUAUCUGUUAGUGGUGCUGUCUCUACUGCAACUAUCCUUCAGCCAUCACCAUCUCCAUCUCAUGGAGCUAUUAAAUACGAGGGUCGUUUUGAGCUCUUAUCUCUCUCAAUAUCAUAUGUGAACGCACCUGACAAUGACAACUCUAACCGCACUGGAAACCUAUCAGUCUCACUCGCUAGCCCUGAUGGUCGUGUCAUUGGUGGUGGAAUUGGAGGGCCUUUGAUAGCAGCAAGCCCUGUUCAGGUUAUAGUUGGGAGCUUCCUUUGGGCGGUUCCAAAAGGGAAGGUUAAAAAAAGAGAUGAAACUUCUGAAGAUGUGCAACAAGACACUGAAGCGUUGGAGAACAAUGACAACACAGCACCAACUUCACCUCCUCCUGUUCCUCAACAAAGCCUAGUCCAGACUCCUGUAGGGAUGUGGUCAACUGGUUCAAGAUCAAUGGAUAUGCAUCAUGCUCAUAUGGACAUUGAUCUAAUGCGUGGAUGAUGAUUCAUAUGUGUAGUAGAUCAAGCAUUGAAUCUAGGAGAAGAAGAAAAGCUAACCUCUCUAAGGAAAAUGUCUUUUGGUUAAUGUUUAGGACAAGAAAAGACUUGUAGUGAUUUUCAGAACUCAUGUGUGUUCUUUAGCUUUUGGAUUCUUGAUUGAAUUGCAAAAAGUUUCAUCUGUUUCAUACUUCCUCCUUUCG